Molecule: messenger RNA, 768 nt
Organism: Heterocephalus glaber (naked mole-rat)
Lineage: Eukaryota; Metazoa; Chordata; Mammalia; Rodentia; Bathyergidae
Source: RefSeq, a predicted model, not a curated record
AUGGUGCUGCGAUGGCCGUUCCCAGGAGCACCCGCCACCCCAAAGGGCACAGAGACGCUCACUCAGGGGCUGCCCUGGGCUUUUCUGGGCCCCCUGACCUGGCUGCCCAGUUUGGUGGGCUGCGAUUCUCUCUGGAAUAAAGUUCCUCACCACGAGGUGGCGCCAAACCCGCACCUCAGGCCCGCCUGCAGGCGGCGCGCUCCUUUCCUGAACAAGGCUGCUCCUUUCCGGGAACCGCAGCCUGCGCGCGACGCCCACCCAGGGCCGCAGAGAGGUCAGCCCUGUCAUCUAAGCGCCUGCGCUGGCCUCGGGUUCACUCGGGACCCACGCAGGGACGCGGGCGCCUCACUCAGCGCGAGGGCGCACGGGAGGCAGCGCACGCACGGUGCCAGCGGCUCCGAGCCUGGCCGGGCCCUGCGCGCAUCGAGGCCGGUCACGGGUGGGUGCACAGGAGCGUGUGCGGGUGGACAGAUGGUGACUCCAAGUAUGGGGCAGAUCCAGGAAGGAACAACAGGGGCCCUUCCAAUGGGGCAUCAGGCAGCCCAUGACCCUGUUUCUGCAUCGGAGUUCAGCAUCUUGGCGUAUUUUGCACAUUACUUCCGGGUCUGCUCUGGGAGGCAGUGCCUGUUCCAGAUGUUCUCAGAAUACAUUUGCCCAUCAUUGAAUGGCAUUGAGCUUACAUGUGUGAGUCACAGUUUUAACCACUCGAUGGCCUUAAACUGCAUGUGCUGAAGCCUAAACGUAAGCCAGGGAUGAGGUUGGGGGCUC